This is a messenger RNA of Aspergillus brunneoviolaceus CBS 621.78, 624 nucleotides long. RefSeq lists its product as uncharacterized. The record is from RefSeq and is a predicted model, not a curated record. The coding region runs from base 143 to 532 and encodes 129 amino acids. NCBI's taxonomy places the organism in Eukaryota, Fungi, Ascomycota, Eurotiomycetes, Eurotiales, Aspergillaceae. The transcript has a single exon.
CCUCUCUCCACACGCCCUCCUUUUCCCAUCCUGCUUGAGAAUAAUCACAAACAUCUCGCUCCUCUGAUCGAACCUCUAGUAUCGGUUUCAAGGCCUGGAAUUUAUUUACUGCACUCAGCUUGACCAGCCUGUACAUUCUUCCAUGGACAAACGACGUUCAUCCUUCGUCCACAACCCUCUCCCUCUUGUGACCGAUCGACAGCCACGGUCCAACAUGCCGGACACCGGAGAUGACAACCUGGGCCCUAUGAUGGAUGAUGACUUCAAAGAGAGCGAUACCAGCAAAGGCCUCGAUGGCAUGGGCCCUCAGAGCUCUAUGGGGGCACAGAAUAUUCCAAUAGCCCCUGAUGCUGGGGCAGAAUACGACGCCCCCGACGGCAUGAACCGACAGCUCUUGAGUACGAGCGCUGGAUAUCCAGCCCAGAUGUGUGACGCUGAACCCAUGGAUGCUACACAAGACACCACUGUCCGCGAUUUCUCCAGUGAAGAUGAGAUAAACGAAACGCUCUAUGGCAGGGAUGGGUCAAUGUAGACGGUUUUCCUGUACUGUUCUGGAAAAGUGCUUUCAUCGUGUAGAACAUAACCAUCUCUGUGACUGAAUAUAAUGCGUUGCUGUUUAGAGGG